AUGAUUAGUAUUACACCUCAAUGUCCUGCUCAUCCUCCCCCUCCACCCCCAUUAUGCUGUGGAUGUCGUCAACCAAUUUGGGAUCCACAUUUAUUAUGCAUUGAUCAUAAUCUAUGGCAUGAAAACUGUGUCACAUGUUCUGUAUGCCAAUGUCUGCUACGUGAUAAAUGUUUGGUGCGUAAUCAAAAGUUAUUUUGUCGAAAUGAUUAUAUCAAUCAAUUUGGUAUUCGUUGCAAGGGUUGUAAUCAACCAAUUCGGUCAGAUGAUCCAGUACUAAGAUUAUACACUUAUAAAACUACACAAUCAAUGUCAACACAAAAUGAACUUUUAGAGAAACAAGCUUCAUUAGAAUUUCAAUCUACAACAACAAUACCAACGACAACAUCUGAAGUCUACCAAACAAAUGAUGACAGUGACUCAACGAUGAUGAUGAUGAUGACGACGAAAGACUCCUACAAUUUAUCCGUUGUUAUUCAUUAUUUUCAUGUAUACUGUUUUAAAUGUUGUGAUUGUAAUCGAUUGUUAACAUCAGGUGAAGAGUAUACAGUUAGAGAUUGUAUGCCAUUAUGUAUUAUGGAUUAUGAGAAACAACUGCUCGAUGAAGAAUCACAACUUAUGUGUACAAAAUUACACGAAUCAUAUAUACAAAAAUCAGUACAAUUUGAAGAGAAUAAGAAUAAUGUUAAUGCUAUUACGCAUAGUAACAGUAAUAGUAAUACUAACGAUCACAAUUUCAUGAAUAGAAGAUAUAUAAAUGAUAAAAUUAGAGAACAGUAUAGACAGAAUUACAAUAGUGAAUCCAUGGACAAAGAUAUAAUAAGUUCUAAAGAACACAACAGACUGGCAACAUCGAUUGAAAUGAAAUCAGACAUGAUGAAACAAGACAUUUCAGAUACUGUUAGUAAUAAUAAUAGUAAUGCUAAUCCUGGUGAUACAAGUUUACUGAGUGAUUCAGUUCUCUUAUCAGAUAUCAAUAUUUCCGCGCCAAAUUCAAGUGAAGAUUCCAGUAAAGAUGCUGAUCGAAUGGAUGAUGACGAUGAACUCUAUGAAAUGGAUAGUGAUUCUGAAUCAGGUAAAAAUUCAAAACGACCACGUACAAUUCUGACAGCUAAUCAACGUCGUCGAUUCAAGGCAGUAUUCGAAUUUAAUCCAAAACCAACACGUAAGAUACGAGAAGCACUGGCAACAGAAACUGGUUUAAAUAUUCGUGUGGUGCAAGUAUGGUUUCAAAAUCAAAGGGCAAAGAUUAAGAAAUUAGCUCGUCGACAUGCUCAAGAAUCUCGAAAUCAAAUGAAUCGAAGAAUGCUGUCUACAAAUGAACAAAUAAAUAUGAUACGAUCUCCUAAUUCUAUGCUAUUUGAUCUAAGAAAUCCAUCCAUGUCAGAUAUGCCCUACAUGUUCAAUCCUAUGGGUAGUAACAGCUGUCAGGAGACAGCUCCGCUUCACAUGAAUUCAAUACCCGGGAAUAAUUCCAAUGAAAGCUGCAUCAAAAAUAGAAUGACUUCUUCCUCCUCUUCAUCUGCGGCGGCUUCUUUAACCACCUCAUCCUUUCCAAUGAUACCACAAACAAGUCAUCUGGAAGACAAAUAUCUCAAUAAUCCUCAAUGUAAUCCAACAUUGCAUCGCGCCAUUGGAGAACAACCGUCUUUAAUACUCCCUACAACGCAUACAUUACUCUCAUAUGCUAAUUCAAAACAGCAAAAUUCAUAUUUGUUAGAGGAAAAAUUCACUCCAAACACCUCAUCAUCGCAUCUUAAUAAUAAUAAUAUUAGUAAUAGUAGUACUACAAGUAGUUGUUCAUCAAUUUUCGAUGCAUCUAUCGACAAACUUUAUUCUAUGCAACAAACUUAUUUUAUGUAA
Trichobilharzia regenti is the source of this 1860-nucleotide messenger RNA. The record is from the annotation of a GenBank genome assembly. Lineage: Eukaryota; Metazoa; Platyhelminthes; Trematoda; Strigeidida; Schistosomatidae.